This is a messenger RNA of Saccoglossus kowalevskii, 2899 nucleotides long. RefSeq lists its product as uncharacterized. Lineage: Eukaryota; Metazoa; Hemichordata; Enteropneusta; Harrimaniidae. The record is from RefSeq and is a predicted model, not a curated record.
CAACCCCACCCAUAUUACCUUCCAAAAGAGCCUGCUCAUGAUUUCAAUCCCCAGGAGCCUGCUCAAAAUAACAUUCCUAGGGAGCCUGCUCAGGAUUACAUUCCUAGGGAGUCUGCUCAGGAUUACAUUGCAAAGGUACCUGCUCAGGAUUACAUUCUGAGGGAACCUGCUCAGGAUUACAUUCCUAGGGAGCCUGCUCAGAAUUACAUUCCUAGGCAGCCUGCUCAAGAUUACAUUCCUAGGGAGCCUGCUCAGGAUUACAUUCCAAAGGUACAUGCCCAGGAUUACAAUUCUCAGGAGCUUGUUCAAAAUUAUAUACCUAGGGAGCCUAGCAAAGACAAGUUUGUUCCAGAUUACACUAAAGAGAAACAUGCCCAGGAUCAUAUUUACAGAGAACCUGCUCCAUUUCAUAUUCCCAGGGAGUCUGCUCCAGUUUAUGCACCCCCGGAACAUAUCCCACACAAUAGUGCCAAUGAGCCUGCCCCCGUUUACCGUUUACAGGAACCUCUUCCAGUUUACAAGUCUAAGGAGACUACUCUAGGGGAUUAUAAAAAUGAUGCAUAUCAAAAACCUGUCAUGCCACAACCAAAUAGUUUGCUUGAGGACUCCAAUGUUCAGCCUCAAGCUUUGCCUCCUAACCAGGGUACAUCUGACCAGUACUACAGUGCUAGACAACCUGCAAUGAUCGCAGAAGAGCCGGCAUAUGUUCAAGCCCCUGGAUCAAAGCUUUCUUCUCUCUAUGCACCUCAGCGUGUUGUUCCUAACGCAUAUCAAGCUAACCCUAGUCAACAGGAACAAGUUCAACAGUCAAAUGAAGCACAAGGACAGGCACGCGAGGUAGAUCCAGGCAUGGUUCCAAUGGAAGAGAGGAACUCAGUAGAGAUGAUGAAUAGAGAGAGAGCGAAUGAGCAGUACAAUGCAGCUGGUGUGGAAGAAGGUAAUGAAAAAUUAUUAUUUGAAGAUAAACAAGAAAAUGAAGUUGAAUCCAAUGAAUUAGGUGAAGAUGAAUUGCAGAAAGAGAACAAUGCUGUGGAUGAAGGUGGGAUCCCGGAUGGUGAUGGCGCCAAUGAAAAACUAGAUGAAGAUGACAAUUAUAUUGAAGUUCAGAGAGAUGAGGAAGAAAAUGAAGCAGAUUUGGAGAGUGAACUUCAUGAAGAAAAACAAGAUGAAGAUGAUGAUGAAGAAGAAGAUAGUGAGCUUGUGGACGAUGAGGUUGUUAAACAAGCAGAAGAGGAAGAGGCUGCAGAAAAUGAAGAAGUAGUGGUGGAAAGGGAAGAGGAUAAUGAACAAGAUGAAAUGGAGCAGAGAGAAGCUGAAAAUAAUGAAGAGGAGCUACAAUAAAUUGCUUAAUUAUGACAUGUAGGCUUGCAAGAUACUUUACUGAUGUUUUAGUAGAAGGCAAAAGAAUUCAAUUUCACUGAAAUCUCCAGUUGUUGCACUGCAACAUAUUCAAAUAAAUCUCAUGUAAAUGUGUGUAAAACUUUGAAUGUGUGCUGUGCAACAACUUUGACUGUGAAUUGGUUAGCGCAAUGUCAAUAAUCAGGUUCAGCUUUUGGUAUAUAUAAUUGCGAUACUGAACAUUAAACAUUCUAAGAAGUGUAGGAAUCGUGUCUGCAGUGCGGCACCUAGUAUUGAAAUCAUUAUUGUCCGCUUCAUUUUUUAAGCGAAAUGGUAUUGGGCUUCAUGUCCUCCCAAAACAUCAAUAAUUGUCAUCAAUGUCUAUUUCGCCUUUUGGGAGAAUUUUGUAUCAAUAAUUUUUAUAAUAAAAAAAGAGAGAAUUACAUAUAACUACUUUAAUCACACUGUGAUUACUCGUAUCAUAUUUCCAUUUUGUACCAAAAUCCCCCAAAAUGUGCACUAAUCACCCUUCUGGACUUGCAUUGAUGUAUAUGUAUAAUCUUUAUUCAUCGUAAACACCCCUAUGUUCAAGUAUAAAUGGUACAUCCUAUAUUUCAUACAACAAUCUUGUAGUAUCUAGUGUACUUUGAGAAAAAUAAUACUUUCUGAUUGAGAGGUGGUCUUUAAUUUUGCACAAAACUUGUACUUGCCUAUUUCAAGUGUUUCGUGCAAUAUUUUUUUUUCUUUUGAAAGUUCUUUUUAAUUUAACUUCUUGCUUAAAAGAAUAUUUAGCUUUGGGACUUAUUUUAUUUAUUGGAAGUUAUGUUGUUUUAGCAUUUUUAUUCUUCACUUGUUUUUUUUUUUUUAAUGGAAUAUUCUGACUGGUUAAUAAGGUUCUGAUUAUAGUAUGCUUGCUAACACAGCUGAGAUGAAAUGUGGCAUUUAACAGGCUGUUUGGGUUUUUGACUGCCAAAGUAAAAUAAACCUGCAUAAAAUUGAUCAAGACUGGGAUGCAAUUAGAAAUUAUUUGGUCCGAAAUUAUGGCCUUUAAAUGGUUAGUACUGUAUUUGGUUUUCUGUUACAAUAUUUGCACAGAAAUUGUUAUUUAUGAAAGCAUUAUGACAUGUAGAUCACGUCUUUAUCUUUCAACACAAGAUUUUAUAUGAGCAUGUUUUGGAUACAUGGGGCUUCAGUUAUUACAUAAUAACCCCAAGAAGAUUGAUACAUAAUUAUGUGGUACGCUUUUUCUCAUCUUUUUCUAAAUGCCUUGUCUUGAAUAGUUUCUGUAAAUAUGAAUAUUCAUGGUGAGAAUACUAAUUUAUUCAAAGGUUGUACGUAUAGCAUGUACGGUACAUCUUUAAAAGUGUUCCAGUAGCAAGCUGGAUGUAUGUCCCAGCAAGGACAACUUUGCAGGAAAACUAUUUUUUUGUCAAAUUAUAGAUUUCUGAAUUGCACAUGUAUCUUAAAUAGUUGCAUUCAAAGCAAUAAACUUAAAAUGUAAUCUCAAUUUUGUUGAUUGCUCAAAAUAAAAAAAUUAUACAGGUGUGGGAAAUUGUACAAG